This is a messenger RNA of Diversispora eburnea, 5970 nucleotides long. The record is from the annotation of a GenBank genome assembly. NCBI's taxonomy places the organism in Eukaryota, Fungi, Glomeromycota, Glomeromycetes, Diversisporales, Diversisporaceae.
AUGAUCAUUUUGGUCUUAUGUAUACCUUUGGUGGUUGAAUCUAAAGUCGAACAUGAACGUUCCGAAUUCGAGUAUUUCCCAACUCAAUUUUUCUAUAUAAAGGAAUCCGGAGUUGUCAUGCUUCUUGAUUCCGCUGGUAACGUUCAUAGAUCAGAAAAUGAAGGCGAAUCUUGGAAGAGGGUUUCAGAUGUUGAAGAAAAUCAAGCAUAUUCUUUGGUUCAACAUCCAUUCGAUCAAGAUCAAGUUUUCAUUCUUACAUUGGGAACAAAACAUUAUAAGACAGUUGAUAAAGGUAAAACUUGGAAUCCUUUUACCACACAAAUUCCACCAACCAGAGGAUCUAUUAUUUUAUCUUUUCAUGCAGAAAGACCUAAAUGGAUUUUAUUCAGAGGAACAUCAUGUGAAAAUGAAGGAUAUGAGUGUAAUGAUGAGACAUAUUAUACUAAAGAUGGUUUCGAUAAAUCUCCUAAUCUUCUUUUAAAAAAUACCGAGAAAUGCAUAUGGUCACGUUCCAAUCAAUAUUUACAGGAGUCACCAUUGGAAGAAAUCUAUUGUAUUAAAUAUGAUACAUCCGAUGGACUUAUGCGAAAAUUUAGUGACUUUAAAUUAGUUAGAUCUCAAGAUUAUUUUAAAAGUUUUGAGAGAGUAAACUUUAAUACUGGGAAUGAUGUCUUUGGUGUGGUGGGUUUGGCCGCUGUUCAGGAAUAUUUGGUAGCAGCUGUUAAAAAUGUUAAAACAUUUGAUUUAGAAAUGUAUGUGACGAAAGAUCAAAAAGAUUGGGAAAUAGCCAAUUUUCCUUUAGAUACUGUACUUAAAGAAAAACAAGAUGGAUAUACUGUACUAGAAUCUUCUCGUUAUCAUUUAGUGAUAGAUGUACUUUCUUCUCGUUUUACCAAUGCAGGAUCCUUAUUUAUUUCAGAUUCGGAUGGAAAUGAUUUCCUUAGUAGUUUAGAUCAUACAAAUCGAGAUAGUGAAGGUCAUGUGGAUUUUGAAAAGGUUCAAAGUUUUAAUGGAACCAUGUUAGCGAAUAUUGUUUACAAUUGGAAAGAGAUAGAAGAUGGAACUGCCAUAGCAAAACAGAUACGUUCAAAAAUGUCAUUUGAAGAUGGUACAAAAUCAUCUUGGAAAUAUAUUAAAGCACCUUUAAAAGAUAAAGAAGAAAAUUUCCCAUGUGAUACUAAUAAAUUAGGAGAAUGUUCUUUACACCUUCAUUCGGUAACUUCUUUCAUAAAUUAUGGAUUCGUUUAUUCUUCAGAAUCUGCUGCUGGAUUUCUUAUGGGUGUUGGAAAUGUUGGUCCAUAUCUUUUACCUUAUGAUCAAUGUGACACCUUUUUAUCAACUAAUGGAGGAGUUAAUUGGGAAGUUGUUAUGAAAGGAGCUCAUAUGUAUGAAUUUGGAAAUAUGGGAUCUUUAAUUGUUAUGGUAGAUGAUGAAGUUCCCACUAAUUACAUUUAUUAUACGAAAAUGCUCACGUCAGAUCCUAAAUCGGAGUCACAAAGUUUCAUCCUUAUAGGCUCUUUUGUAUCACAUGGAAGUGAUAAAAAUAAUAAAAACCGUCAUUUUAUUUUCAAAAUUGAUUUCAGUAAAUUACAUGAUCAAGAAUGUACAGACAAUGAUUUUGAAGAAUGGACUCCGAAAAAGCCUGAUCAUAAUCAAGAAUGUAUAAUGGGAACAACGGUAACCUAUAAGCGUAGAAAGAGAGAUGCUGAAUGUUAUGUUGGAAAACAAGAACAAAAAGUUUUAAUAAAAUACUGCCGAUGUACAGAAGAAGAUUUUGAAUGCGAUUAUAACUAUAUUCUUAAAGAUAAUAAGUGCGUUAUAGACCAAGAGAAAUAUAUUAAACCCGGAGUAUGUAAAAAGGAGGGAGACAAAUAUUUAGUUUCUUCCGGGUACAGGUUAAUUCCAGGAAAUCAAUGUGAUAUGAAUGAUGCCGAAGAUUUAGGAAAACCCAAAGAAAAAGAGUGUACUAAAGAGGAUGUUAUUAACAGUACACCCAAAGAAAUCACUACAAAGACCAAUCAUUACAGUUUUGAUUAUUAUUCUUAUUUCCUUGAUUCUACGGUUAUUAUGGCCAAGACUAUUGAUGGCAAAAUCUAUCGAAGUGAUGAUGAUGGAACCAAUUGGAAUCUCUUUUUGGAUGACAAUAUCAUUUAUAUGCGUUUACAUGAUCACGUGAACACCAGAGCAUUCUUCUUUACAAAUUCCAAAAAAUUAUAUUAUACUUCUGAUCGUGGUAAAACUCGUGAAGAAAUAAAUUUACCUUUGGAACCUAAUACAAUUGGUCGUCCUCUUAUUGAUUUUCAUCCUACCAAACCUGAUUGGUUAUUAUUUUCGGGAGGAGAAUGUCCAAAGUCAAGGUGUCAUACCAAAGUAUACGUUAGUGAAAAUAAUGGUGAAGAAUGGGGUGAAGGAAUUGAAACUUGGGCGGAAAAAUGUAUAUUUGGAAAAGAUGUUGAUUUUAAAGAAGUGGAUGAUUCCGUUAUAUUUUGUUCUGCUUAUAAAGAUAAAGAUUAUCCUUAUGGACAAGAUAGUUUAAUAGGUUCAACCGAAGCUAAUCCAUUACAGUUGAUAUCUAUAAAUCAUAAUAAUAAUAACAAAAAAGUGUUGAUGUCAGAAAUUGUGGAAUAUUUUGUUUUCAGUGAAUUCUUGGCGGUUGCGAAGGAGAGAAAUGGGCAGCUAAUCUUGUACAUUUCAAAAGAUGGUGAAAAUUUCGCUGAAGCCCAAUUCCCUCCAGAUAUCAAUGUAGAGAAACAGGCAUACACUCUUCUUCAAUCAAAUACUGGUUCAAUAUUUCUUGAUGUGUAUAGGUCACUUGUUAUUAAUGGAGAAUAUGGUGCAUUAUUUAAAUCAAAUGAAAAUGGAACAUUCUUUUCAUUAAGUUUGGAAUCUACCAAUCGUAAUAGUUUGGGAAAUGUAGAUUUUGAAAAAGUUCAAGGAAUGGAUGGAAUAAUAUUGGCGAAUAUUGUGAAUAAUAUUGACGAAGUGAAAAGUAAAGGAAAGAAAAGUGAAUGUUACCUUAAUUUACAUGGUCGCACUGAAGCUAAUUGGGGUUCAACUAUUUAUAGUUCACCAAAUGCUAUCGGUUUAAUAUUGGGAAUAGGUAAUGUUGGUGAUACUUUAAAAGAUUUUACUCAAUCUGAUACUUAUUUGAGUCGCGACGCGGGAAGAAAUUGGGAAAAAAUAAAAAGUGGUCAAAGUUUAUAUGAGUUUGGAGAUAAAGGCACAAUAAUUGUUGUAAUAGACAACGGAUCACCUACCAAUGAACUUAAGUUUAGUUGGAAUUACGGAAAGAAUUGGGAAAAUUUUAAAUUUUAUGAGAAACCAGUUCGUGUAUUAAAUCUUAUGACCAAUCCUAAAUUGUCAAGUAUGAAAUUUGUAAUAACUGGAACAAUCGUAUCAAAUGAUGGAAGUCAAUACGAACCAACAAUUAUUACUGUUGACUUUACAAAUUUGGAAAAAAGAGAUUGUUCUAAUGAUUUUGAAUUAUGGGAUCCAAUGGAAGGUUCUGAUAACCAAUGUUUAUUGGGUGAAGAGGUGAAAUAUUGGAGACGUAAAGCUGAUCGAGAAUGUAAAAUUAGUGGUGCAAAUUUGGAUUUGAAUCCUAAAACAAAAACUUGUGAUUGUCCUGAUCCAGAUCGACCCGUUAAUUGUCAUGGUGAAUACAAAGGUAAAUCUGGAUAUCGUAAGAUUCAUAAAACAAAGUGUAUAGGUGGAAUAGAUUUAGAAAAAGAGGAAACAAAAUUUUGCAACAUUACAAGUACGGGAAUAAUUAAAUCGACGAAAUUAUUCGAUGCACGAAUAAAAGAUUACUUUUAUUUCAAAGAUAACAAGACAGUUAUUAUUCGUACCGAUGACAAUAAAGUUUGGCAAAGUAAAGAUUCCGGAUUUUCUUGGGAUACCGUAAAGGAGUUUGAAAAUGAUGCAAUUGUAACAAUGGUCCAAAAUGCAUAUUUCAAAGAUUCUGCAUAUUUCAUUACGAUGAGCAAUUACCACUUUUAUACGAAUGAUGGAGGAUCAACUUUCAAAAAAAUGGAUGUUCCGAUGGGGCCUAAUACUCUUCAAAUUCCAAUUUUUGAUUUCCAUCCCGAGCAUAAAGAAUGGCUCAUUUACACUGGUUGCAAGGAUUGUGAUGAACUAUUUUCUUCAAAGUGUCACACCGAAGCAUAUUAUACAAAGAAUAAUGGUGAAAAAUGGGAUCUUAUAGACACAUACGUUAGGGUAUGCAGUUGGGCAAGAGACGAAAAAUUCAAAGUUAAUGGUGAAGCUAUAUUUUGUGAGAGCUAUGAGGAAAAAUCCGGUUCACAAAGAACAUCCUUUAAGAAUCCUCGAUUCUGUUAUUCAAAAGAUUUAUACAAAGAUCCAAAGUGUAUAAUUGAAAAUGUGGUUGGAUUUGCUUCGUUCGAAGAAUAUGUAGUUGUGGCUCAAUUAUUACCAUCCGGUCAAAGUCUAAAACUUUAUAUUUCCGUGAACGGGGAAACCUUUGCCGAAGCACAAUUCCCACCCGGUUUGGCGGUACCUCAUAACGCCUUUACAAUUUUACAAUCAAACACUCACUCAAUUGCACUUCAUGUUACUGAAACAACUCAUACUUUAUGGGGAAAUAUCUUAAAAUCAAAUUCCAAUGGAACUUAUUAUGGUUUAUCAUUGGAAAGAGUUAAUCGAGACGACUAUGGUUUUGUGGAUUUUGAAAAAAUGCAAGGUAUCGAAGGGAUCGCUAUUGCAAAUGUGGUUUUUAAUUAUCAAAAAGUUAUUAUGGGAUCGGCUAAAAAGUUACAGUCAAAGAUUACAUUUAAUGAUGGAGGUACAUGGCAAUCAUUGACUAGUCCUAACCUUGAUUCUAACAAUAAUACGUACGAUUGUGGAAACAAUUGUUACUUACAUCUUCAUAGUUAUACCGAACGACGAGAUCCUCGUGAUUCCUUCAGCAGUUCUUCAGCUACAGGAUUAAUGAUGGGUGUAGGAAAUGUUGGAGAAUAUUUAACUAAUUAUUUAGAUGGUGAUACUUUCUUAACUCGUGACGCGGGUUUAACUUGGAAUGAAAUUAAGAAAGGUGCUUAUAUGUAUGAUUUUGGAGAUCAAGGUUUGAAUUGGGUUGAUUACCAAGUAACUGAAUCCAAAAAUCUAAUUAAAUUCCAUGAUAUCGCUACUUCGCCGGGUGGUCUGAGUAGUAAAUUCAUUUUACGUGGUCGUUAUAUGGGAUCUUUCGAUAAAGAAGUUAUUGUUUUCCUUGACUUUACUGGAAUAUUACCUGAAAAAUGUAUAUUAAAUAUUAAUGAUCCAGAUAAUGAUGACUAUGAAUUAUGGUCACCUACCCACCCUAACAAUGAGAAAUGUUUAUUCGGUCAUAAGACACAAUAUUACCGAAGAAAUCUUACUAAAAAUUGCCAAGUUGGGGAUGAUAUUAUUUCCCACAAAGAGAUUACGGAAAAUUGUGUGUGUACAUCGCACGACUUUGAAUGUGAUUAUAAUUUUAUUCGCGAUGGCGACAACUGUAAAAUAGUAGAUGGUGCCCAACCUUUACAAGCUAAUAUCGCAGAACAAUGUGCUAAUAAUGGAGGAGAAUUCUAUUACGAAACAAAUGGGUAUGUUUCUAGUGACGAAGCCAAAUUCUUAGGUACUCAACACGAAUGUCCUGGUCUUGGUCGCAGUACUCUUUUAUGGGUUAUGAUAAUUUUAUCACCUUUCAUUAUUGUGGGAAUUGUUACCGCGUGCUAUGUUUACAGAAGACGAGAUCGAUUCGGUUACUCGCCGUUGGGUCAAAUCCGUCUUGGAGAUCAUUCUUCCCCAACUUCAUUCAUACUUUCAAUUCCAUCCCUAUUUAUGGAUAUGAUUUAUUCAAUAAGAGUACCUAGAUCCGUUUCUCGAGCAUUUUCAAGAAUUUUACCAGGAAAUAAUAAUGGUGGUGGUAGUAGAAAUAGAUAUCAAUAUAGUCCUGUGGCAACGGAUGAACCAUUAGGAAUAAAUGGGUAA